This is a messenger RNA of Penicillium samsonianum, 456 nucleotides long. RefSeq lists its product as uncharacterized. NCBI's taxonomy places the organism in Eukaryota, Fungi, Ascomycota, Eurotiomycetes, Eurotiales, Aspergillaceae. The record is from RefSeq and is a predicted model, not a curated record. The transcript has a single exon. Bases 1 to 456 code for a protein of 151 amino acids.
AUGAGUAAUCCCCCAACGCUUCCCUUCCGCUUCCAGCCAAAAAAACCUGGAGCGCGUCUGAGGAGCCUCAGAGCGUUUAGAAACAAAGAUCCAGCAGUGAUUACUGCGUUGGAGGUGAAGUGGGAUGACGAUAGCGAGCCACAGUUCGCUGGAGACCGGAACGACAAGAUUGCAAGUGAAACAUUCGUUCUAGCUCACGGUGAGAGAAUAACCAAAAUUACAACAAAGUUCGACGGGAGCAUGUCUACCGGCACUCCACUGGUUGAUAUUUAUCUUGCCACGAAUAACGGUCAACGUUGGUGGGCUUUCGGAGGCAGACAGGGGGAGGAGGGCGCCGAGCAUCCUGUUGGAAACGGAUAUCUUUCUUUCUUAGUGGGGGAGAUCAUUGAAGCUGCAGUCAUUUACCCCGGCUGGAUAUCGUAUAUAUCGUAUUCAAUGUUAUGGCAGAUGGAAUAG